Kalmanozyma brasiliensis GHG001 is the source of this 744-nucleotide messenger RNA. Its product is annotated as GNAT domain protein. NCBI's taxonomy places the organism in Eukaryota, Fungi, Basidiomycota, Ustilaginomycetes, Ustilaginales. Gene Ontology annotation, molecular function: acyltransferase activity, transferring groups other than amino-acyl groups. The record is from RefSeq and is a predicted model, not a curated record. Bases 1 to 744 code for a protein of 247 amino acids. The transcript has a single exon.
AUGACGACGGACAGCACCCCGCAGCGAUUCGUGACCCGCCUCACGCGGCAAUCCGAGAUUCCGGAUAUGGCGCGCAUCCAAUACGACGCCUUCAACGAUCCUCACUCUACCAUGCCCGACGAGCUGCCUCAGAUCGCGGCUCUCGACGUGGACCCUACCGUCGGUCGCCCGCCCACGCGCGACGAGUCGAUCGCCAAGACCAUACAACGCUUCGAGGCGGUGUGGGCGAAGAACAAGUAUACGAUCGUCGGCGUCUACCUCCUCCCUCCGACCGCGAACGAUGUCGACAUCGGCGAAGGGAGCGAUACAGACUCGUCGAGUCUCCCGGAAGGGUCGGUGCUGGUGGGCCAAGCAACGUGGCAGAGGCUAGACGAACACUCGCCUUUGGACGCGCCAGAGAUGGAGGAGCAGGAGAAGAAGGAGCCCGUGCUGAUACACAGGUUCAUGGCCCAGAUCCAUCGGACCAGGGAAACGCUGAUGAAGGGAAAGACGUACUGGUUCCUGAAGGUGCUGACGAUCGAUCCAAAGUUCCAGCGCAAGGGAUUGGGGACGCUGUUGGUCAAGUGGGGAACGAAGAGGGCCGAUCGAGAGGGAGUGAAUGCUUGGUUGGAGAGCAGCCCCAUGGGCAAAGGCGCCUACCUCAAGGCUGGGUUUAGGGUGCUCGGUAUGGAUCGGGUCGACGAGCCACGGGCCAAGAAGGGGUACCUCGAGUGGCCCUACAUGAUCCACGAGCCGACGCAGUAG